CAGAGCGCGAACGAAGAAGCGGAUUUGCAGGCAGGUGUGUAUGGACUGUAGUGUGCUGGAACAUAUUUGAUCACUUGUUCUUCUCUUGUCCAAAAUGAACAUGAAGCCAAAUGUCGAGAUUCUGAAGGAACCUAAAGGAUUCAUUAAAGGCAUUGAGCUGGUGAGUUUGCGUCAAGAUUGUGCCUUGUGGCGCUUAAUGGAUAAUGCAUUGAUAAUGCCUUGAUAAUACCUUGUACUCUUCAGCAUUGGUUACAAAUUGCUACACUGAAAUCGGCGUUAUUUUAGCUUAAAGUACUUUCAUUUUCGAACUGUCAGCCGUAAAGGUGCACGGUUGUCCUAUGUUCAGUCAGUAUGGCACAAUCCGUGGUUAAUGCAUGUCGAAAACUCAUGAAAAAUGUCUGAUAUGAGCUUAAUUUUCAAUAUAUACGCUGCCUGUGAUCGUGACCUAUUGAGUCUUAUUUAUGAACCUCGACGACAGUCAGUUUAGGGCACAAGUCACAAUGUGUACAUUUUUAUAGUUCAGUCAUGAUGCAAAAGCUAACUUUGUACUUGUUAACGUUUGCAUGGAGAUAUGUUUUACGUAAAGUAGAAUUGAAUUUAAGCUGAUCAAGGUUUUAACUUCUAUACAGUAAAGCCAGUAUCGUAGUGAAAACAAAAACCGAUAUACACAUUUAAGUGUAAGCCGUAAAGAUAGGGGUUCAAUUUCUCCUUUUUAUGGGUAUGGUCAAGUUUGAUUCUAAAAUACCCUGAAAACACGAAUUUCUCGGAAAAACAGUGCGCCCUAUAACCGAAAAACUACGGUUAUUGUAAUAGUAAGAAUUGUUUGAAUCAUGGAUGAAAGUGGAUUGCAGCAUGGCCUACAAAAUCUUUGUGAUAUGGUUUAUCUGUCACUAUUUUGAUCAGGAGAGUCUGCAAUUGGAAAUUGACAACUAAAGACCUGAAGCAAACCAUGAUGGCAACAGCCACUAGAACAUGGCACAACUGAAGGUUUCCAGAGCAAAACAAGAGCUCAGCUUAUGUGCUUUGUUCACUUCCUAUCCAUUCUCCAACAUCAAUGUCUGGUUAAACAAAGUUACUCAAAUAUGUCCUAGAAUGCUGAAGCAUGCUUCCGAACCCACCCUCCCCUGCCCUACCCCCUAGAAGGACAUGUUGCAAAGCCACAUGCCAUUCUGGCUCAUUUUUCUCCCUAUUUUGAGCACAACAAGUGAAGGAAAUUUUUCAAAACCAGUCGAGCCCCCCUUUUACCUGUUGAAUUUGCAAGAAUUCUAAGCAACUUUAGGCUGUAGUAAGAGAUGCUUCAGUUCCAGUAUAUUCCUACGAUUAGCAGUAUUGUUGCUGUGAGUUGUCGAAAUUUCACUUCAUCAGUUCCUCAAAGCUAGCUUGCUCUUAGGUGCUCCUUUUCCAUUUCUGAUAGAGAGUCAUUCAGGAACUUCAAGAUGUUAAUUACAGGCAGUAAAUUUACUGGUUACUGCCUGAAACAUGAGGGGACGCAAGCGGCCUCAACUGUAAGUACUUUUUAGAAAUGCCAGGAUAUUAUCCUAGCAUUCCUAACAUUCCGAGCUGUGCGAGAGUGUCAAAAUCCGUGCAUAUGUCACAGAAAUGUCACUAGACCUAAAGUACACCAGAUGAGGGCGAACAAAUCAUGUGGAUAUAUUUCUCUUUAUAAUCUACAAUGUAACGCAAAGGAACUGGCUAAGGAAUAAAGGCACUAUUGAUUGCGUGUGAAACAAAAGCAUCAGCUGAUGAAUUUUGAUAUCAUGCAUUAAUUCAUUUAUCUUCUCAUAUUUAUUUGCUCUCAUCUGGUGUACUUUAGGUCCAGUGACAUUUCUGACAUAGGCACGGAUUGACACUCUCACGCAGCUCAGAAUGUUAAGAAUGCUAGGAUAAUAACCUAGCAUUUCUAAAAAGUACUUACAGUUAAGGCCUCUUGCGUCACCUCAUGGGUGAACACUGCUUGCUGUGCAAGCACAAUUAAAUUAAGCUGUCUACCCAGUUCAGAUCAUGCAUCCAUUACAUUUUCCAAAGACAACCCUAUUGUGGCCAGGAGCUCUGUCCCUCUGACUACUUCGCACACUUCAGUUGCGAUUCAUAUUUUAACUGACGCAAGAUGCGUUAUCUCUGGCCCUCUCUCCAUCAUCAUAAACAUAUCUGUGCAAAAGGGCAUCUUUCCAUCCAAACUGAAAAAAGCGAAAGUUGUUCCUGUGUACAAAAAUGACGAUGAGACUGAGCCUGGUAAUUAUCGUCCAAUAUCAUUACUGUCUAUUUUCAAUCGGAUAUUUGAAAAAUUAAUGUACCACCGCCUCAAAUCCUAUCUUGGUAAAACGAUAUUCUAUUUAAGUCACAGUAUGGCUUCCGCGAAAACCACUCCACGCAACAUGCCAUUAUUGAUAUCGUUAAUGUCAUACAAAACAAUAUUGACCAAAAACUUUUCACUUGCGGGGUCUUUUUAGACUUAAAAAAGGCCUUUGAUACCGUCGACCAUUUAAUCUUGCUUCAAAAACUUAAUCAUUAUGGCAUCAGAGGAAUUAUCAAUGCUUGGUUUGCCUCGUACCUUCUCCGUCGAUCACAAGUAACUGAAGUGGGUUUUAACUUAUCUACCGAAUGUAUGAUCUCAUGUGGUGUCCCACAGGGGUCUGUGCUUGGUUCUCUGUUAUUCUUAAUCUACAUUAACAAUAUUCACAACUCUUCAGCGAAAUUGUCAUUCUAUCUCUUUGCUGAUGACACGAGCUUGUUGUAUGCUGACUCUAAUUUGAAAUCUCUUGAAAAAACCGUCAAUAGCGAACUGCUCAAAGUCUCUGACUGGCUCAAUGCAAAUAAGUUAACGCUCAAUGCUAAAAAGUCAAACUAUGUUAUCUUUCGUCCAUAUCAACGUAAGUUGAACUACUCGAUUAACAUUGAAAUGAUCGAUAACUGUACUCAAAUUCCUACCACGCUUCAGUGCGAAGACCAUGUUAAAUAUCUUGGCGUCCUAUUGGACAGCAACUUGACCUGGAAAUUUCAAAUAAAUAAUGUUGCAUUAAAAAUAAGCAGAACUGUUGGUGUUGUUGCCCGUCUUAGGCACUUCGUCCCACGUACAACCCUUUUAAAUAUUUAUCAAUCAUUGAUCUUGCCUGAUCUGACAUAUGGUUUGGCGGCUUGGGGUCAAGCUGCCAAAACCCAUUUAAAAAAAAUCCUCGUGCUUCAAAAACGAGCCCUUCGUUUGAUGUACUUUUCUGAACCUAGAGCCCAUGCUGUGCCUUUAUUUAUUUCCUCGAAAAUUCUACCCCUACAAAUGUUAUAUGCUGAAAAAGUAUCUUCUAUAAUGUUUGACGUUUCCUGCAUGAAUGCUCCGUCUAACAUCUGUGAUUUCUUCACUAAAGCUAAUUCAAAGCACAGGCAUGAGACCAGAUUUUUCUUCGUCUGGAAAUUAUUAUGUUCAAACUUCAAGACUGAAUCUAAAUCAAGAUUCUUUUUCCAGGUUUGGAGCUAAACUUUGGAACAUAAUUCCUAACGAAUUUCGUCAACUCUCCAAAGGAGCUUUUAAGAAAAAUUUUCAUGACUUUUUGCUCUCGAUAAUGGAAGCAGAGGACGAUUAUGUUGAAGUGCCCAUUCUCCUACAAAAAAUGGCAAAUUCUGCAUCCUCGACUCAAUGUAUAUAAUUGAUAGUUAUGUUAGUAGUAAAUUUGAUUGUAAUAUCAUUCUGUAAGACUAUAUAUUUUGUAACUUUAGCUUGUUUAUCCAGAUAGUUUAUUUAGUUACUUUACAAUUAUUAUAUUAUCUGUUAUGACUGCUGUAACCUUUCCUCUCCGCCUGCCUCGUCUAGCUUUUGCUAUUUGCGGGUGGAGAUGGCAAAAUGAUUUGCAUGAAAAUAAAGUAUAGUGUAGGUGGUAGUUGCCCUUUUCCUCUGACCUUUUCCUCUUCUUUUCAUCCAGGUCAUCACCAUAUUUGCCUUUGCCACAGUGGCUGGUUUUAUAGGUCAUGCUGAAUUUAAACUUAAUUGCAUAGGAGUAUCAGACACACGAAAAGUUUCUGUGGAUUUUUACUACCCUUUCAGUGAGAUGAAAGUAUAUGUCUCAGACAACAAGGCGGGCUGUAGAAAUGACACCGAAAUCGAGUCACAUACAAUGGAAUUGAAAUACAAGUCUGAGGCAGAGUACAUUGUCUUCACUGGUGUGGUUUCCAUGUUGUUCGUCAUUGUGGCUCUUGUUUACUACACCUUUUUUGAAGAUCGAGCCAAAGAAGCCACCUCAACUGAUGUUGGUUAUUUUUCGUUUCCAGUUUUGGUAAGCUUAAUCAUGAUUAGGUCACUUUAAUCCUUUUACUCCCCAGAUCUCUUUAGUAAUUCUCCUUACUGUCUGCCAUACAUUGCUUAUAAUUUUAGUUUGUAGAAUUUGGUAUUGAAUCAAAUGAUAAUCCACUAAUUGAUAUUUUUCUAUAUUCUCAUCACUUGUCUACUUGAGACUGUAUUGAUAUUGUGAGGAGAAAUUCUGUCUUUGUUACUACUGAGAGUGAAAGGGUUAAUCCUUUACGCUUUAAUGUCAGUAUGCAUAUUCUGGAUACUGUUCUCUAUACAUUUCCUGAGGUCCAUGGAUUAAUUUUUUUUACUGUCCAGAGCUGCUUUCGUUGGUGAUUAUUUCAAGUACAGCUAACUUGAAAGACAGAAAAUUAGCAUUUUUGAACCAAUCUUAACACCAAUGUCCUGCUAAAUAAAGUUACUCAAAAAAUGUCCAGAAAUCAUAGCUUAGAGGGUCUAAAUUUUGCAACAUGCUAUGUUUGCUGUAUGAGCAUAAUUCAAUUCAAGUGCCUCCUCAGUUCAGAUCUUAAACCUGUUACAUUUUCCAAUGACAACCUUGUUGUGUAGGAAUUGGUGGACUCUGGGUUAGAUAGUCCAGGUUUUAGCAGAAGCUAAGACUAUGGAGUUGACGCAAGAACUGAGUGACCAAGACAGCAUUUCUCCUCAUAACAUUAAUACAAUAUCAAGCAGACAAGUGAUGAGAAUAAAGAAAAAUAUUAAUUAGGGGAUUAUUAGUUGAUCCAAUACCAAAUUCUCCAAACUUACAUCACAACAACUAUAUAGGAGACAGUAAGGAGAAAUACUAAUGAGAUCUUGGAGGUGAAAGGGUUAAGUGCUGGUUGUUACUAACUUACAAUGGACCAGUGUGAAACUUUGUUAGAAUUAUUCACAGUCAGUGAAGUUGACAUCUUGUGUUUUUGCAUGGUGGUUCUUAAUUAGGUGUAAGAUUUUAAUCUUGUAUGAUUAUGUAACACCAUGUUUCCUCAAAUAGGCGCCUGCAUGCUUAUUUAAAAUUUUGGGCUAAAAGGAGGGGCACUUAUUGAAAGAGGGGGUGCUUCUUAUUCUCUUGUACUGAUCCCAUUGUAGUUGACACUUAAAGAGUUGUAAAUGAAGUGGUGAUAGAGCCAUGUUUUCUUUGUGUCCAUGCUUAAUCAAGAGGGGUGCUUGUCCGACCUAUGAACUUGUAGGAAAGAGGUUGUUAAAGCAUGUGAGCUAAUUUGAUGAAAUAUGGUAUUUUCAACAACCCUUUAACUCCCAUGAGUGACCAAGACAGAAUUUCUCCUUACAAUACCAAUACAAUUUCAACCAGAUAAGAGAUGAGAAUAAAGAAAAAUAUCAAUUUGGGGAUAAUAAGUUGAUCCAAUAUUAAAUUCUCUGAACUAACAUUAUAAGAAUUGUAUGGCUGACAGUAAGGAGAAUUACAAAUUUGAUCAAGGGGUCAUAGGGUUAAGGACAAUUAUUUUUGACACUCUGGAUUUUACAAGUGAUUCAUGAUAAUGCUCAAAGGGUUUGUUCUUCUUCCUUGUGUGUAGGAUUUUGUCUUUACUGUUGUCCUGGUCAUCUUUUGGUUUACCAGCUCCAUCGCAUGGGCAGCUGCAUUGUCUGGGCUUAAAGAUGCUACAAGCGAGACAACUUUAUUUGACACAGUUGCACCUUGUAAGGCUCAAGGCUGUCAAUCAUUCAAUGGAGCACGAUAUGGAUCUGCUACUGUGGCUGUGGUAAGUAAUAAACCUCUUAUACUCCAAAAUCUAUACAGGUAUUCUCUGUUAAGUUCUCAUAACCCUUUAUCUCCCAUGAGUGACUAAGAUAGAAUUUCUCCUUACAAUAUCAAUACAAUUCUCUUCAUGAGAAUAAAGAAAAAUUUUAAUGAGGGGAUUAUUAGUUUAUCCAAUACUACAUUCUCCAAACCCACAUCAGAAGAACUUUAUGGCAGACAGUAAGGAGUAUUACUAAUGAUGUCUUAGGAGUUAAAGGGUUAACAUUUCCAGUAGUCAUGACAGAGAGAAUUUAUUUAAAAAACAGGAGUGAUACUGUUAGGAGAUAUAAGAUGUUUGUAAAACAUCAAUUAAGGAAUUACUAGUUGAUUCAAUACCAAAUUCUCCCAACUAACAUCAUAACAAUUGUGUAGCAGACAGUAAGGAGGAUUAUUAGUAAAACUAUUUUUUAUAUUACAGGUCUUUGGAUUCCUCAACUUUUUUGUCUGGGGUGGCAAUCUGUGGUUCCUUUUUAAAGAAACACCAUGGCAUAGUCCUCGCACUUCUGGAAAAGGUGGUGAGAGUGUACCUCAGGAGCCUCCACGACAAGACAUUCCCUCUGCUCCAGAAAUUUAAUCUCUUUUCUCAGUGCUGCAAGGUAUGUUUUGUUCUGUUGAAAUACUGUUGGAGCUGUGAGCUCUAGAGCAGCUUACUUAACCCUUUACUCCUCUACAUCAGUAUCUGUAUUCUCCAAACUUUUCUCUUAAUAUUUCCUUUGGCACUGACAAGGAGAAUUUGUUUUACAAUCAAAGCUUUUUAGGUUGGUGAUCAUUUCCUUUAUUCUCAUGAUCUAAAUGAAUGAUUCAGCAGUGUUACUGAAGGGAGAAAUUAGAAGCUGGUCACUAGUAGGGUUUAAGGGGUUAAAUAUUGAUAAAUAAUUGGAUACAAUCACUUAGAAGUUUUGAUUGUGCUCAUAAAAUUCACUUUUUCUGUUCCUUAAAAAUGUGUUAAACUUGAGAGCCUUGGAAGAUAUAUGUAAGGUUCAGUUUCCAAACUUCUGAUUCAAACGACAAUAUACAUGCUCAUCCCUAAGAAUGGUUAUAUAAUGUUAUUUACUGGGCAGGAGAUCUAGAAGGAAAAAAGAGCAGAGGGCCAAGAGCACAGUUUUUUUGGCCAUAGAAAAACAACCCAGACCUGGAACAUUUUUAUUUUUCUGCUGGUUUGCUUCAAUCCACUUUGCCAGGAAUGACACAAAAAUUUGGAACCAUGGUCCGUAUUGUGAAAAGCUGGGCCAAUUACCUGCACCUUAUUUGAGCAUUUAAGAUUCUGGCCUCCUGAGAUACUUUGGAAAAAAAGAGUUUCCAGUUUUAUUAUCUAAUCAGUUUUUGUAUUUUUGAUUGCAGAUAAUUUGUCUUCGUGUAUUACUCUGUCAUCAGGCAUUCGUCAUAAAACAUGUUUUGGAUAAUACUUUUGAAACUUUACUACUUAGUCAGUUUUGAAGUUAAAGGGUUUUUGUAGACUAUUUUGGUCUGUAAAGUGAUUGACAUAGCUGCUGUUAUAUGUCAAUUAACAUGCAGUUAUUGACUGAGGUAGAGGUCCUGAUAAAAAUAAAUAUAUGUCUAUAUUAUUAACCAAGCUUGAGGUUCAUGUGGAGAAAAUCUGUGCCCAAGGUUUUGAGUGCCUUGCAAGGCUUAUGGCAGAGGGUCAUACUUAAGACCAAGGGUCAUACUCAAGACCAAGCACAGCUGUUUCCCCCUAAAGAAUGACCAAGUCCAACUUUUUUUAACUGUGGGAUUUCUUUUUCCUGUUUGACAGUGGAAAAAAUUCUGGAUUAUGGUCUUUAAGGCAGGAACACUUAUGACUAACCAAUCUAAUUCGAGGAUUUAAGAUUCCGGCCCACAAAGAUGCUUUAGCCAAAAAAAUAAAUUGGUGUAACUUUGGAACUAAGAUAAAUGAAACACCUUUGUAACAAAAUCCUAUCCCAGAAAAAAGGAAUCCUUUUGUUCAUUAAUUUGAUAUAUAUCUUAGAUCCAUGUGUUAACUUUGAACAUAAACUGAACGCUUUACAUCACUAAGGUUCUUACUUAAAAAUGCAAGUAAUUUCCCUUUUUUUGUAAGAGAGAAUCUAAUGUCAGGUUACAUUUGAUGUGAAAUGUUCAUCACGUUUUCAACCAUUUAAAUCUCAUUCUAUAAUUUUUUUUUUGUUUUGUUUACUAUUUGAAAUAUAAUUUACUUGUUUCUUGUCAAAAUGCUCUGUUUGCCUUUUCCAAGAAAGUAACUUAUAGAGAAAACAGAGCAAAAGAUAAUGCAGCUUUUCAAAGUACGUAUUAUGUCAGCAUUGCCAGUUUAUUUCUGGAAUGCCGAUGUAUUUUGAUAUUAAUUUCCACCCAGAUUGCAUUUUGAUUAUAAUCUGUAAAAUUGGGACCUAUCUUAAAAAAAUUUUUUUUGGACGACUGCCAUGGGCUUCUGAAGCAAGGUUUAUACAUUUUACUAGGUUGUGUUAAAAUUUAAUUGUCUUUAAUAACACCUAUUUAAGAUUUUCUUUUUUAUUAACCCUUUAACUCUCAUGAGUGACCAAGACAGAAUUUCUCCUUACAAUAUCAAUACAAUAUCAACCCGAUAAGUAAUGAGAAUAAAGAAAAAUAUCAGUUUGGGGAUAUUAGCUGAUCCAAUACUAAAUUCUCUGAACUAACAUUACAAGAAUUGUAUGGCUGACAGUAAGGAGAAUAACAAACUUGGUCUGGGAGUUGAAGGGUUAAAGUGAAUCAAGAAGAGUUGUUUCUGACAAAUUAUGUUUUUUGGUCAGAACUCCUUAAAUUUAAUAUUAUGCUUUUUUUGUUUUUGUAUCUUUUUAUGUUAAGAGUUUUGACGACUCACUGCAAAUCAAUACCUAGAAAUAGGAGAAGGGAAAACUUGAGUUUUUUUUCCUUAAUAUUUUCAUCUAGAACACCUCAGUAGAACUGGGAAAAACUUCCACCAAUACUGCAUUACAAACUUUUCAUGUCAUCGGUGAAUGAGUAUAUACUGUAUGGUGUAGCAACAUGAGGUGUGCAUCUCCAAAGUUACUUUUUUUCGUGGUGGUAGUUUUUUCUUUGUAAUACACUUGGGUGAUUUGAAUAAUUAUAAUGAUCUUUUGCUGUACAUCAGCAAGAGUAUUUUUAAAGUGAAAUUCUUCAUAUUCCAGCUUAAUCCUUUUGCUCUUAACCAUAUAUUUAGCUUAUUUGAGUAGAAAGUGUGGAGAAGAAUGCAGUAGUAUACUAAUUAUUUCUUUUCUUUGUAUUUUAAUCUUUUGAUUAUUUAGCAGUAGUUGCAAACCUUACUCUAAAUAUAACUUGGAUUAUGAUUUGAACAUUGUUGUUCCCAGGGUCUCUCACCUCACCGCCCCUAAAAGGUGAGAAAGAAUGGGACUGAUAUUGUUAUUUUGAGAGAAGCUGUCAAAAAUAGGAUUAAUUCAAAGAGUGAUUGAUUUUCGUGUAAAUUGAAAAUUUCAGGGAUAUGAUAAGUUUGGCA
Messenger RNA from Pocillopora meandrina, 9477 nucleotides. Lineage: Eukaryota; Metazoa; Cnidaria; Anthozoa; Scleractinia; Pocilloporidae. The record is from the annotation of a GenBank genome assembly.